Indicator indicator is the source of this 2445-nucleotide messenger RNA. It is a transcript of the gene MAP7, whose product is annotated as microtubule associated protein 7. NCBI's taxonomy places the organism in Eukaryota, Metazoa, Chordata, Aves, Piciformes, Indicatoridae. Gene Ontology annotation, cellular component: microtubule cytoskeleton. The record is from RefSeq and is a predicted model, not a curated record. Gene Ontology annotation, biological process: microtubule cytoskeleton organization. The transcript has 19 exons. Bases 1 to 2445 code for a protein of 814 amino acids.
AUGACUGGUUCAAUUACUGCUCUCCGACAAGAGAGGCUGAAGAAAAGUGCCAGGCCAAAUCCCCCAGGUUUGUUCACCAUCAACGAAGAGGAUGAGCAGCAAAAGAACGGGAAUUCCAAAAGACCAAAAGUCAACUUUCUCCUGGGUCUUCCUCUUGCAUCUGCAGCAUAUGUAGGAACAGCUGUCCUCCCACAAUCUGACAUGCCAGCAACUGAAGGUUCUAAAAUACAAGACAAGAAAGUUACUUCAGGACAAAGCAACACUGGGACUAAGCCAGAUCAUCCAACAAUACUUAAGGUUGAUGAUAGGCAACGGCUUGCUAGAGAACGGAGAGAAGAACGAGAAAAACAGCUAGCUGCAAGGGAAUCCAUCUGGUUAGAAAGAAAAGAGAGAGCCCGGCAACAUUAUGAAAGACACCUGGAGGAACGCAGAAAGAAGCUAGAAGAGCAGAGAUUAAAGGAAGAGAGAAGGCGAGCUGCCGUAGAGGAAAAGCGAAGGCAGAGACUAGAAGAAGAUAAGGAACGACAUGAAGCUGUUGUACGUCGCACAAUUGAAAGAAGCCAGAAGCCAAAACAAAAGCAAAACAGGUGGUCCUGGGGAGGAGCACUGCAUAGCCGCAUUAAUAACACAGGUUAUUUUUUUGAAUCAUCAUUCACCUUUCUCGAUUUAGCAGGCCUGGAGCACCACUUCAGAUCUCUGGGUGGUGCUAGAAAACCUGAUCCAGACAGGCGAUCUGUUUCAACAAUGAACCUUUCGAAACAUGUUGAUCCAGUCAUUAACAAGCGGCUCUCCUCCUCAUCUGCAACAUUACUAAAUUCUCCAGACAGAGCUCGCCGUCUACAGCUCAGUCCAUGGGAGAGCAGCAUCGUUAGCAGGCUCCUGACGCCCACUCACUCAUUCCUGGCCAGAAGUAAAAGCACAGCUGCAUUGUCUGGAGAUACAGUUAUCCCCAUUUGUCCCCGUUCAGCAUCUUGCAGCCCCCUCAGUCCUCUGUCCUACAAGACCAUGAGCUGUAGGAAUUCAGAACGAGCGAAACUUUAUGCCUCUACUGAUGCUGUUGGACGUAGGAGAACAACGCAUCCCGCGGGGACUGACAAAAAAGAAAAAGAGAGAGACCAUUUGUCAUCCAGCUUCUCAGCCACCUUUAAAGGAGGUCAUUUUUCUUCCAAUCCCAAAGCUAGAUCACCAGCUCCCUCUCCAGUUUGGCACGCAUCAAAGUCUUUGCCUUUUUUGCCUGGCACACCCAAGCAGGUAACUUCCCCACCUGGUUCCUCCAAAGUUUCCUCUACUCAGGCACGUCCUCCUUCUCCUGGCAACAUCCGGCCAGUCAAAAAGGAGGUCAAACCAGAGACUGAGAAGAAAAGAUCAGAAAAGGAAGUUGAAAAGGCCAGUGAGGAGAGGACAGAAGAGAGUAAAGGAGAAUCUGCAAGGGAAGAGCUCACUAUCCAGGCAGAGCUCACUCAAGCAGCCAGCCCAUCCCUACCUCCUGCUCCACCAGUUCUUUCUUCACCACCAGUCCCCACGAAGGCCUCUGCAGGUACAACUGACCCUGAAGAAGCAACAAGGCUUUUGACUGAGAAAAGGCGCCUUGCCCGUGAGCAGCGGACACGGGAGGAGCAAGAAAGGAGGGAGAGAGAAGAACUUGAAAGGCAAAAGAAGGAGGAGCUAUCACAGAGGAUAGCUGAAGAAAGAGCGAGGCGAGAAGAGGAAGAAGCUCGCAGACAGGAAGCAGAAAAAAAAAGAAAGGAUGUAGAGGAGGAGCGGGAAAAGGAAGAACGUCUGCGCCGACAGGCAGAAGAGAGAGAACAGAAGGAGAAAGAAGAGAUGGAGCGCAUUCAGAAACAGAAAGAAGAGGAGGCUCGCCUACGGGAAGAGGCGGAGCGGAUUCGAUUAGAACGUGAGAAGCAUUUCCAAAGAGAAGAGCAAGAGCGCUUGGAAAGGAAGAAGAGGCUUGAGGAGAUCAUGAAGAGAACUAGGCGUGUAGAAGCUGUAGAUAAGAAAACCAGUGACCAGCAAAAUGGACAUAUAUCAAAGGCAAAUAGCACUGGCGAAGCAGUCAUAACCAAUCCUGCAUCUCCCUUGGAACCUGCAGGAGGAUCUCAGCUUCAGCAUGGAACGCAGUCUCCGCACAAUGGGCAGCCCAUCACUUGUUCACAUGUGAUUGUUUCACACCAAGCCCCUCUAAGUAUGGACAGCAAUCUCAAUCCAGAGAAAAAUGGGAAUGAAAAUGGAAUGUCUAUGCAGAAUGAUAGCUUUGAAGAGAUCAUAAACCUACCUAUUGGUUCUAAACCAUCCCGGGUGGAUGCCAUGAACAAUGAUGGAAGCAAUAGUUCUGAGAUUCCUUUGAAUCCAAUUCUAGCCUUUGAAGACAAGGGGACUCUUUUGCCUCAGGUAGAUAGUGUUCAAACACAUCAAACAGCUGGUAAGUUUGCCGUGGUUCAUUAA